AUGCUUCACGACUCAAAACUGGACAAGUGUUUUUGGGACGAGGCAGCAAUGACGGCGAUCUACGUCAAGAAUCGCCUGCCUUCGGCCAAGUACCAAGACUGA
Messenger RNA from Peronospora matthiolae, 102 nucleotides. NCBI's taxonomy places the organism in Eukaryota, Oomycota, Peronosporomycetes, Peronosporales, Peronosporaceae. The record is from the annotation of a GenBank genome assembly.